This is a messenger RNA of Penicillium cataractarum, 1071 nucleotides long. RefSeq names its product aldo/keto reductase. The transcript is spliced from 11 exons. Lineage: Eukaryota; Fungi; Ascomycota; Eurotiomycetes; Eurotiales; Aspergillaceae. The record is from RefSeq and is a predicted model, not a curated record. Bases 1 to 1071 code for a protein of 356 amino acids.
AUGAUCAAGAACCCAGCAGUCGCCGGUCGUACCGUACCCGUGGAAUAUGGCCACCAGAAGGAAGCACCUAAGAUGCAAUAUGUUCGGCUUGGAAACAGUGGUCUGAAGGUCUCCCGCUUGAUUUUCGGAACAGCGACCUACGGGUCCAAAUCUGAUGUUGCCUGGCGUAUCGAAGAGGAGGAAGCUCUCAAGCACCUCCAGAAAGCUUGGGAUGUAGGUUUCAAUACCUUCGACACGUCCAACUUCUAUUGCAAUGGAGUUAGCGAAGAAAUUCUUGGGAAAUUCCUCCAGAGAGUCCCGCGAGAGGCUGCCGUCAUUAUGACCAAGGUUCACUUUCCUGUCGGCGAUUCCACCAAGUCAGGACCCGCGGGGCUGACGCUUUCGUCUGGAAAUAACAGAAAGCACAUUUUUGAUAAUGUUAAAAGUGCACUCAAACGCCUUCAAACUGAUUACAUCGACGUUCUUCUGCUGCAUCGUUUCGAUUAUGAGACACCAAUCGAAGAAACCAUGCAGGCUCUCCACGAUGUCGUCCAAGCUGGAUACGUUCGGUAUAUUGGCAUCAGCAGCUGCUGGGCUUGGCAAUUCCAUGCAAUGCAGAACUAUGCGAUCUCGAACAGACUGACUCCCUUUAUCGUUUGUCAGAAUUUUUACAAUUUGCUGUACCGUGAGGAGGAGCGGGAAAUGAUGCCUCUCCUGAAGUACCUCGGAGUGGGCUCCACCCCCUGGAGCCCAAUGGCAAAGGGCCAUCUUACUCGGCCAUUGGAUCGUGCUUACGAGACUGUUCGCUCGACUUCUGACGCGUACCAUGAUGAAGCUAUAAUGGGGGUUGAGUGGGAAAGAGAGAUCAACAAGCGUGUCGAAGAGCUUGCGAAGAAGCGUGGCCUCCCUAUGGCUAAUAUCGCUCUAGCAUGGGUUCUCCACAAAGAUUCAGUUGCGGCUCCUAUCGUUGGUUGUUCGAAAAUCGAGAGAAUUGAGGAAACACUUGCCGCAUUGAACGUGAAGCUUUCCGAGGAGGAAAUCAAAUACCUCGAAGAGCCUUACCAGCCACGUCCCACUGUCGGCUUCACUUAA